Molecule: messenger RNA, 2140 nt
Organism: Phanerochaete carnosa HHB-10118-sp
Lineage: Eukaryota; Fungi; Basidiomycota; Agaricomycetes; Polyporales; Phanerochaetaceae
Exons: 5
Coding region: 122-1891 (589 amino acids)
Biological process (GO): actin cytoskeleton organization
Molecular function (GO): small GTPase binding; actin binding
Source: RefSeq, a predicted model, not a curated record
GUUUGGCCCCAGUUCAGGUUUCCGAGACCAACAUCUUCUCUCUCCGUCGUCUUCUCCAAUUCUCUCCAGCCCCUAUACUGCACCCUUUCCAGACUUGACAGUGAGAGCACAAUCAAUCACGAUGUUCAAAAGCAUCUUGCCGUCGAGGAAGCUCUCGGAUACGGACUUCCUCAUGGUGACUGCGCAGGCGGACAGUCACAAGGAAAACUAUCCUGCGUCACCGAUGAACACUACAAGGGCAAAACUCAAGAAAUCAAAAGACAAAGACUCCCCAGUGGCGAUGGACCUGGUACAGACGGAGGAGGCGUUCGACCAGCUCCUGAAUGAGCUACAAGUUCCCGAGGUUUUGCGACCAAAGCUCGCGAGGAUAGAAUCAGGAGUCAAGGCAGCUAUGCUUAAGUCGUCGCAGACCAUCUCCAAGGGCAGCCCACCACUGCAGCCCCCGCAGGCACCUCACACCCUCCGUAAAUCGCAAAGCGCGCAAUCCAUCUCCACCAUGACCACACCGCUCCUACCGGAGCACGCACAGCCCACUUCUCCCAAGAGCACGACUCGGGGCAAGUCCGUUGACGUACCACGCACUCCCAAGCCGGAACAACAGAAGACAGCGAAAGAGAAGGGCAAGAAGGAUAAAGGCAGGGAGACUGCGGUGUCUCCACGGCGGUACUGCAACCUGCUCCAGUCUGCGUCGAGUCUGCAGCUGGACAUUGAGGUGGUUAAGAAGUUACGACUCAUGUUGCGUAAUGAGUCCGCCAGCUGGACAGAAGAGUUUGUCUGGACGGGUGGCUAUAACGCCUUGCUUCUCCGCCUGCAAGAGAUUCUUGACGUCGAAUGGCGAGAAGAGCAGCACGAUGAUCAGAUCCUACACGAACUGCUGCGGUGCGUCAAGGCCCUCUCAACAUCCGCCAUCGGCUGUGUCGCCCUCCGUAGCUGCUGCCCCACACCCUUCCAACCACUCAUCACCUUACUCUACUCAGAUAAGCGGCCAGGCGAAGUCGGCACAAAACAACUCAUCGUUGGGCUCCUGCUGAUCCUCUUCGACCUGUACCCGCCAUCGUCGCUCCCAUCGACAGGCGGCGUUCCAACGAACACGAAUGGCACCACACGCACCCAUGGCCGCUCGCUCUCCGUGCCUUGGGAGGUCAUGCCCGGCCCCAGCUCGCUCGUAACGCUGCCCGCGCCACAUGCGACGACGUUCUCGCUCGUGCGCUCCCUGCUGCUCACGCCCGCUCCACCGCCCGCUGAGGACCCGCGCGUGCCGAUCUCGCCUCAUCCAUUCAUCGAGGAGUUGCAUACGCCGCGCAUAUACAAGACUUACCUCCAGGAGCUGAACGACAUCUGCCGCGACUACUUCUGGGUGUUCUGCCACCCGAACAAUACCAUCUGGAACCUCGACGAGACGGACGAGGACAAGGUCGAGAAGCCCCGCGCGCCUGGCGGGAUGACUGGUGGUGUCGAGUUUGAGGCGAUGUCUUAUAUGACGCUACACUUCAAGUUCGUCAAUGCGGUCGCGGCAUCUGCAGAGCAGGUGAACGUCCCGCGCGAACAUGAGCUCUCUGCGUACCGCCUGCACUGUGAUCUGUUUCUGUCUGGCAUUGACCGCGUCAUCCUCGUUGCGCGCAAGGCGUCCACAACGUACUACCCGACGCUGCACCUGGAGAUUGCACGGUACAUCGCUGCGGCAACGCGCUCAGGAUACGAGAUUCCGUAUAGCGUUUUCCGCAUCGUCGGCCUGCCGCCACAGGCGAUGUGCAAGCCCGCGAGUCGGGCCCAGACUGCGCGCGAGGGCAGUGCGCGGCGGCUGCCGCUCCCGCACAGGCGCAGCCAGAGCGUGGCGUCGUCGCCUCAGCUUCCCGUACCACGCAGGGUGACACCGAUGUUCAACUCGUAGACGAUGCGACACUGGUGGCGUGCGGCGGACGAACAGUGACGAAGAUUGACGACUGGGUAACGAAGUGUUCACGAAGGUGAGACGAAAGGGAGACGAAGGAAUUUGAUGAUGAGCGGACUGCUACGUACGCUGCGCUCUGCGUUUGCUGUAUUGGAUAGAUCUGUACUCUCUGUGCUCUCCCUUAUACUGUGCACUUAUAUGCUGUUCAUAUACAAUCACUGUUAUGCUUGAGCGCGGAUUUGGUAUGCG